GUGGAGGCAGCCGCGGGUCGCGCGGACCCCGUCCGGGCCUCGGUGCCGUGGUCGGGCCGCUUCGGCCGCGCAGAGGCCCCGCUAGACAUCAACACACACGGUCGAGACCGCCGUUGCCAGAGCCCUGCUCUCUCUCUCUCACUCGCAUCUACGGGGGUUUGUGUUUCGCGCGCGCCUCAAGACGAGUCCGGUUGCAGCCCGGCCAGUAUUUUGAUAGGGACCGCUGAAUUCCUGAGUAUUUGUGCAGGGCAAGAGCUGUCAAGGCUCGCCCGGCCGGGAAGAUUGAUAGCGAGGGGCUCCGGAAAGACCAGUCCUGCGACUGCAACAAUACGCGCUCUCUCACACACACAACACCACACCCCACGUGCGCGCACACAGGCGCACACAGCGCCGACACAUGCACACACACACAACACCACACCGCAUCCUAACAUCCUGACCUUCGUAGAACGUGCGGAGCACACCGCGGUGUGCGUGCGUGCGUUGUGAUCGCGAAUAAAGGCGCCCGCAGGCGCCCUCAUUGAAAAGUCGUUGCCCCAGAGCGAGGCGGCCUCGCCGCACGUUUUAUUUGUGUGACCCCGGGGUGAACCUGGCCCACGACACGGGGGCAGCUUUGAGACUGCAUGUGGCGCGUUUAUGAGUAAAACAGGAGCAGGGCCGCUCCUCCUUCUCCUCCUCCUCCCUCCUCCUCCUCAUGACCUCCUCACGCACGUGUCGCGUUCCUCGGCUGCGCACACUGCGCGCCGAACGAAGACGGCGGCCGUGGAAUGAUGAGAGAAAGUGCUCCGUCAAGGCAGCGAUGAACUACGAGUUUGAGCGGGAAACUGGGUUCAUCAACAGCCAGCCCUCGCUCGCCGAGUGCCUGACAGCCUUUCCCCCUGUCGCCGCCGAGACAUUUCAAAGUUCAUCAAUCAAGAGCUCGACGCUUUCACCCCCGACGACACUCAGUCCUCCUCCUCCUUUCGAGUCCAUCAUCCCGGCUCUGCUGCAGCACGGCACUCGGCCAGCGAGCCGGGCGCGGCCGGCUCCCUCCGGCCGUCUCCCGUCGCCCGCUCAGCCUCCCGAGUACCCGUGGAUGAGGGAGAAAAAAUCGUCCAAGAAACAACAACAACAGCAGCAGCAGCAACAGCAGCAGCAUCAGCAGCAGCAGCAUCUACAGCCCGCGCUUCCAGUGCCAUCGUCGGUGGCCGGGCCCGUCUCGCCGACAGAUGACUCCUUAGACGAGGACGGUGCGAACGGUGGCUCCAAGCGGCUACGCACCGCGUACACCAACACGCAGCUGCUCGAGCUGGAGAAGGAGUUCCACUUCAACAAGUAUCUCUGCCGGCCGCGGCGCGUCGAGAUCGCCGCGCUGCUGGACCUCACCGAGCGCCAGGUCAAAGUUUGGUUCCAGAACCGGCGCAUGAAGCACAAGCGGCAGACUCAGUACAAGGAGAACCAGGACAGCUCGGACGAAGCCUUCAAAAAUAACAAUGGGAAUUCUGAUCCCAGCGUGGAGCCCAAUUCCAACUCGUCCGUCGCCCAAUCCUUAAUCAGCAAUGUGCCCGGCGCUCUGCUCCAAGAAAGGGAAGUCUACGACGUUCAAUCAAACGUGCCAAUCCAUCAAUCGGGCCACAACUUAAACAACGGCGGCGGCGCGCCGAGGAAUUUCAGCCUCUCCCCCGCGUCGAGCAGCGAUGAGAGCCCCGGGCCGGACGACGGAGCCGGACUGCCGCAGCCGCAGCAGCAGCGAGCAGCGGCCAGCAGCCCCGAGACGAGCAGCCCCGACAGUCUGAGCAUGCCUUCCCUGGAGGACCUCGUCUUCCCGGGCGACUCCUGUUUACAGCUCACGGCCACCAGUAUGCCCGCCUUACCGGACGGCUUAGAGAGCACGCUGGACCUUUCCACGGACAAUUUUGACUUUCUCGAAGAGACUCUGAACUCCAUAGAGCUGCAGAAUCUGCCCUGCUGAGAGUGGAGGUGCGUUUCGGGGGGGGGGGCUGGGGGGGUGGAUGGGUGGAAUUGGGGGGCACCAGCAAACUGCAGCAGCGGCAGGAGGAGGCACAGAGCACUUGGGCGAUGCUGUUCCCGUCGCGCAGUUCACUUCGCGUCUCGUUUUUGUCAGAGUUCGUCCGCGCGGCCCGCGGAGUUUGUUGCCACCGGCGGGGCGGACGAGGUGAGAAUCUUAAAUAUUAAAAAAACACGAAAAAACUUUCAUUGGGGCGAGGGACGGUGAUCGCUGCCCGAUGGAAGCGAACGGGUGUGAACGACGCUGACGACGUGUUUUUUGUCUUUGUUUUUUUUAAUUACCGCGGCUCUUUUAUUGUCAUUUUUCUUGGUUUGUUUGUUUAAUUUUGAACAGUUUUAAUAGUUUACAAACGGAGAGUACAAGUUGGACACGGGCAAAAUACGUUACGGGCACAGCUCUCGUUCUAUUCACGUACCCCCCCCCCCCCUCCCCAGCUGGGAUGGAUAAGUGGACAUGUUACAAAGCAUUUAUAGUUGUUGUAUAAAAGUAGUUUACGCAUUAUGUUAUAUGUAUCUUUUUGAAAAUAUUCAAUAAGUAUAUAGGCCUGUAGGCGCAAUAGAUUUCGACUUAUGAUUAGCAACUUUUUUUUAUUUCGGUCACAAAAACUAGUUUCAUGCGUUUCUCUUUAAAAUAAUAAUACAUAAUGUUGUUUCAUCGCUCUACAACCACGCAUUUGCCCACGUGUCGUUAAUUAAUCGUUUUAAUUUAAUGAAUGUCGCUUUGGGUUAUUUUUUUUGUGUUGGGUUCGGCGAGAUCCUUCCCAAUUUUCACCCGCGGGGAGACAGCCUCCUCCUCCUCCUCGUUGGAGGAGCGGAGAAAGAGAGGCAGAGAGAGGAGAGAGCGCGCGCGCGAGGAGAGCCGCUUUCUCGCUUAUCAGCGCGACCAUCUCAAGAGCGGGGUCAGCCCCUCGACUCCUCUAUCGCCGCGACAGUGUUACCACACACACCUAGAACCACAUCGAGCCCCCUACCGGGGAGAGGGGGGGGCAGAAGAGGGGGGGUGAAUAGGGUGCGGGGGUGGUGGGGGGGAAACGAAUGUGCAUUGUAUUUCCGUAAAUUAUUUUAAUAGAUUACAAAUCAAAGGACACCAUAUUCAAAUAAAAAAAAGACUAAAGUUG
Petromyzon marinus (sea lamprey) is the source of this 3125-nucleotide messenger RNA. It is a transcript of the gene HOXA2, whose product is annotated as homeobox A2. Gene Ontology annotation, cellular component: nucleus. NCBI's taxonomy places the organism in Eukaryota, Metazoa, Chordata, Hyperoartia, Petromyzontiformes, Petromyzontidae. Gene Ontology annotation, biological process: regulation of transcription by RNA polymerase II. The record is from RefSeq and is a predicted model, not a curated record. Gene Ontology annotation, molecular function: DNA-binding transcription factor activity, RNA polymerase II-specific; RNA polymerase II cis-regulatory region sequence-specific DNA binding.